Messenger RNA from Yamadazyma jaroonii, 1677 nucleotides. The record is from the annotation of a GenBank genome assembly. Lineage: Eukaryota; Fungi; Ascomycota; Pichiomycetes; Serinales; Debaryomycetaceae.
AUGUCAGCAAACGAUGUUUUGGACGUAUUAAACAUCCAAAGAGAUACUUCUGGACAACCAGCUAAGAAGAAAGCCAAGACUUCAAAUGAUGGUACUACCGGGCUUCGUCAAAGUGGAAUGGCACGGGAGUUAUAUAAUCUUUUAGGACCUAAUACACCACCAGUGAAUCUUCAAAAUACCGCCAACAACACGGGAAUUAAAGAUAAAUGGAAGACCAAGGCCACUCCUUGGACAUUGCAAGAGUUUAGACCUACGGCAGAGCCGGGUAAAGAAGAAGGGGUCAAGUUAUAUCAUUGGGUUCGUGGAGCCAAAGAGUUACUUCAACAAGAAUCAUUGAAACAACCUUAUUUCUUCAAGAAAUUCAACACCAACGUCGAUAUACCCGAACUAGUGGAUGAGAAGACGUAUGACAAAUUCAUGGUAGAGAUCAAAGAGCAUGUGAAGGAAGAGAAGAAGAUUCAAAGACAAAAAGAGAAACAAUUGGAAAAGGAACGUAAAGCUAAGGAAAAGAAGGAAAAACAACGUCAAGAAAGAUUGGAGAAAGAGAAAUUAAAAGCCAAGGAAGCCAAAGAAGGUAAGAAGAAAGAGGUCAAAGAAGAAGAAGAGGAAGAUGAACAAGAUGAAAAGGAAGACGAUGAAGAAGAAGAAGACGAAGAGGAAGAUGAUGAUGAUGAAGAAAUUGAAGAUAAUGAACCAGAAUGGACAUAUGAAGAAACAGCAUAUUUAUUUGAUUUGUGUAAAGCUUUUGAAUUAAAAUGGCAUAUCAUUCAUGACCGUUAUCAUCAUGAAAAUGAAAGAUCUCAAGAAGAUUUAAAAGAACAAUUUUAUCGAAUUUGUAAGUAUAUUUAUGCCAAUGAUACAAAUGGGAACCCAACAUUAAUUGAAGGUUUGGGUGCAUUCUCCAAAAUCAAAGAAACCGAAAGAAAACAGUAUCUUGAAAGAUUAUUAAGAAGAACUCCAGCAGAAAUUGCCGAAGAAGAAUCUUUGGUGAUUGAAGCCCGUAGAUUCGAAUUAGCAGCUAAGAAAAUGCUUGUGGAGAGAUCUAAUUUAUUAACAUUAUUGGAUUAUCCCCAAAGUUCUCAAUCAGUUUCUCAAUACCAAUCAUCUCAAGGUAUAGCUAACUUAUACAGUAAUUUGAUGAUUAUGGACAAGAAUCAAAAGAAACGUCAACAGAGUACUGCAGUGGAUCCAAUUCCACCACCAAUACCUUUGGCUGCUUCUUCAUCCAGUAGAAAAGAACGUAGUUUCCAAACUCAUUUACAACAAUACUUAACCGGAUUAGUUAAACAAAAUCAACAACAAAAUGGUAAACAUGAAAUGUCUGCCGUACAAGCUUUGCUUACUAAAAGACUUUCUGUCAAAGAUGAAGAAGCUUAUGGUCUUCAUUAUCAUAAUAAUGAGAAGUUAACUCCAGGUGUAGUACUUCGUUCAUCUCAAAGGCUUCAUGGUUUACAACAAAGGCAAUCAGUAUUGAAGUCAGUUAACACCAUAUUGGAAGAAUUAGAUAUGGCUACAGCUGCAGGAACUUCUUGGAAACCAGUUAUGCCAACUAGAAAAACCAUGGCUAAGUAUGAUGAACUCUUACGUUCAGUGAUAACUCUUUUAGAUCUUAAACGAGGUAGAGAUAAGUUAGAAUCUGAGAUCCAAUUGAUAAGGAGUCAAAAGGGUUUAGAAUAG